UUGGUUAAAUUGUCCGAAAUCUGCAAUUUUUGAGGUGGUGAAGAUCGAGCAAUUCACCUUCAGAGUGUGGACAGCUAUUUGGACAAGUUCUGGGCAGUUUGUUCUCAGGCAUGCCGAAAGCUCGGCCCAGGAGUUUCAAGUUCAGACAAAAGGUCCAUCGUACAAACUGUGUCAGCGGAAAAACAUCUGUGCAAUUCUUGGACCCCACAAAAAUCUGCAGCACAUCUGAGCAGCCCAUUUCACCACCACCCAACUUCCUACCACCACCACCAUCACCUCCUCCAUCAGAUGAUCCUGUGCAGGACACACCACAGCCUGACCUAUAUGCCCGUCAGAAGCAGCGUGAGGUGAAUGGAUGGAGGAACAUACAUGACCAACUUCUCACCACAAGUGUCGAGUUGGCAGCGCCCACAUCAACGAGAUGUGCAUUUUGCAAACAAGAUCAAGAAGAGGACAUGACAAUCUACAGAUGCCAGGACUGUGGACCAACAGUAUACUGUCUGAAUUGUGUACGUCUGCACCAUCACAAGUCACUUCAUCUGCUUGAAGUAUGGAAGGAUAAUUGUUUCCAGCCAUUUCUAGAUAGCAGGAGAAUCCUUUUGUCCCGUGACAACCACAGUAACUGCCCGACAAAAUCAGUGACCAGGACUAUGAAAGUCUAUGAUGAUUCAGGACGGCCCAGAGUCGUGGACAUAACCUUUUGUGACUGCGAGCCAGACCCCUGCACUCUUCUUCGAUUUGGGUUGUGGGCAGCAUCAACUGAGUCACCAGGAACAGCAUUUUCAGUGUCCCUUUUGGAAUGGCUGGUUUGUCUCAGCCUAGAGUGCCACGUCUCAGUGGAAGGGUUCUGUAAUGCAGUUAGAUGGAAGAACAAUCUGUCUCAUUCUGAGGUAAGCAGCCUGUAUAGGGCAUUGAUUGGAGAACCGAUUGCAGAAUUCCGCCAUUUUCAUUACAAGACGUCCACAUUGAGGCAUGUAUGUCCAGAACUUGAUGAUGGCACAUCUUGUCCAGCAUGUCCAAAGAGAGAUGGAGAGCAGAUUGUGACUUUGGAUGCCAACUUUGGCCUGGUACGGAAGUCAAGCUCAGGCAAGAGCUACGAGGAACAUCAUCAUGGGAAUAGGCUGUUCGCGAAGGACGAUGAAGUACAGUGCUUCGUUGAGGCUUAUUCAGAUGCCAUCAAACCCAGUGAGGACUGCAGCAACUUUCAGGCUGGCUCACGUUUAAGAUCGAAGAAUAAACAAAAGAAGCUGGAUGUGACAGGGGUGUUUGGGGCGGCCUGUAGGCAUGAGAUGCCAUUGGCCUUUCUAAACAUGUCUCACGGAGAGAGGUUGGGAUACCCUGUCUACAUGAUACAAAAGCUCCUCAUGCUGAAAGAGGACAGCAAUGUUCGUCUGAAGGUCGUCUAUGACAUUGCCUGUGUGCUGCAGAAACACUUGUCUAAUCCCAGAAAUGGAGAAGUGGAGAUGCUGGACAAGAUAGAGUUGGCAGUGCCAGCAUUUCAUGCCUAUGGACACAUCACCAGUUGCCAGCUAUUGUACAGCACACGGCGCAAAGAGGGGUUUGGCCUCACAGAUGGAGAGGGCAUGGAGAGGAUGUGGUCCUAUCUGAGACCCUUCUUCCGUGUCACCAAGGAAAUGACACCAGCGCACCGACUGGACCUUCUCACUGAUGCUACUUUGCAUUACGGUAGACGAAAAGCUGCUGACAUAGAGGAUAACCUGUGCCAAAGAAUGAACAAAGCAAAGAAAAUGUUCAUUCAAGCUGAGGAGGAAGUAGCCCAGGUCAUUGCAGAAGCACCUGUUGUAGUGUCAGAAGACGAUAUAAUGAUGUGGAGAAGAGAAGAAAAAUCAGCUGCCUGUCAACCAAGACAGGGAUCCUCAUCUACAGGUGACAGUCCUAAGUGGAAGAAGGACUAUGCUGUCAAGAUAGUGGAGUACCGGUAUUACACAUUACGAGAGGACAUUGCUGACGGAGCUGACCUGCAAGUUUCUACUUCUCUUCUACGAGGAAUGCAGGAGAAACUGCAGGCUAUUGAAACACGACACAACAUCAGACAACGUUGGACAACAACAGAUCCCCAGUUCCAAAAGGUGUUGAAGGAAGUAGAUGAGGAACAGCGAAUGCAGCUGUUGAGCAAAGCUAGAAGAGAAGCUUCAGAAAUGGCAUUUCUGAUCACCCUGAAAGGAAAGUACCCAGAUGGACAAGCUAUUGCCAUAAGGAUCAUUGGGCAGAUCAAAACCAUUACUGCCAAGCUGGAGAAGACCUGCAAGAUGUACAACAACAUCCUGUGGCCACCCCAACACAGCAGGUUCCCGGCAUCCAUAGACCCUGCAGAGGCACGUCAGCUCCAUUGGGAAGUGUACACAAGCUUGGACAUAACACUUCCGGGUCAUGAAGGGGUACCACAUAGUCUUCAGAGGAAGGGCAUCGAUGCAGUAAACAUGAAGCUGCGUGCUGAGGAAGAAAAGCAGAUGCUGGAAAAAGAGAUGAAGGAAGUAAUGAAGCAUUUGAUUGAACAGCAUUCGUGCACAAGGCUUGCUCUCUGGGCAAGUGACAAAAAGGGAGAACAGGCCCUACUUGCCAGCCACCUUAUUCAAUUGGAAAGACGGCUACAAACUGCAAAAUGGCAGUUUGAAGAACAUAUUGAUGGUAUUUCUGAGAUUCCUACGAUGCAUCUAUCAUCUAACAACAUGCCAGAUCGUAGUCUGUACACUGAAGAAAUGCAAAACCAGCUUGUUGACCUUGAGCAGAAACAACUGUCUGAUGAUGAUGAUGAUGAUGAUGGUGAUGAUUACAGUACUUGGCUACCAUUCCAAAAUGGGGACAUUUCAUGAAUAUGUAUAGUCAAUGGAUGUGAUAUACUUAGCAUGCUCUGAGCUUAGUUGUAGCUUAUAGACAUUAAGUUGAAAGAUAUGUUUGAUUAACAUUAACAUGGUGCAUUUAUAUGUAAUAAGUUUAUUGCAAGCAAGUUCUUACCUGUCAGUGUGUACAAAUUGCAAAAAGAAAAGAACAAAUCUUAACAUGAAGUGUAUAUAGCACAAUACAUAUAUGAUGCGAGUAAAAGCUGACCCAUUAGACAAGAUUGUGACAUGUUUGGGUUUGAUAUCAUUUCCUGAGUGAAGGAUGAAAGGUUCCAAUUUGUCUGCAAUGUGUUGGGUUUGGGAUGUCAUAUACCUUGAUUCAAACACGGGUAAUUCAGAGUGGGAAGAAUUAAAUAGUUCUAGAUAUUUUCCCAUAGCACGUCAUGUGUGUGUUGUUUUACAUGUCUUAUAAGAGAUUAUAUAUAUAUACGUGUAUAUAUCAAUACUGAAAUUAUUAAAAAAGGUCUGUUCUUGAAGUACAGUCAAAUAUUUCCAUUACAUUUUGUAACAAAGUUCUUCUCUGGCUAUAUGUAACAAAGCUAUAAGAAAGAACAUCAACUCGAAAAGGGCUUGUAACAGAGUUCAUUUGUAUCAGGCGUACCAUAUAGCAGUACAGAAUAAACAAAGUGUUUUAUUCACAGCCGACGUUUCGGUGACCGUCUUUCACCUUCCUCAUAUCAGUCAAUUCUGACCGGUUCACAUUUCACCGGCAUAGUACGGGUGUCACUACUGUAGAUGUGUUCCCAAAUGUACAAUAUUUUCAUCUCUUUAUUCAGUGACAUACAAACCAGAUUAAACUACCCGGUAUUCACGAAUAAAGCUGUACAUGCUGCAUAUGUUUUGCAUGUCUUAUAAGAUCAUAACUUACCUAUAUCAAUUAUGACAGAAAGUCUGUAUUAACAAUAACUGCAACAAUUGUCAGUAGUUGAAAUUCACACUUGGUAUUGUAUCGUUAGAUAAAGCAGACAGUGAGUGAGUGAGUGUGAGAAGGUUAUGUUUUCACCUCUUAGUGUAUGUACACAAUAAAUCAAGAAGGCUAAGAUGGAUUGUCUUGAU
This is a messenger RNA of Branchiostoma belcheri (Belcher's lancelet), 3917 nucleotides long. RefSeq lists its product as uncharacterized. The transcript has 17 exons. Lineage: Eukaryota; Metazoa; Chordata; Leptocardii; Amphioxiformes; Branchiostomatidae. The coding region runs from base 111 to 2834 and encodes 907 amino acids. The record is from RefSeq and is a predicted model, not a curated record.